CUACAGUACAUUAGAGGACCAGCCUACAAGUCUGCCCAAGCUUUAUCCGGUAUCAACGUCGCUGCCAUCAAGGCCUACCUCCCAAACUUGGCUUUUUGGGGUGCUGCUGCCGGUGCUGGUGUUGCCACUUUCACUGAAGGUGUCCCAUUGUUCCAAACCACCUUCUACGAAAAGAUCCCAUACUUCGGUAACCACUGGAUCUACAACCCAGACCCAGAAGACAUCCCAAUCUAA
Suhomyces tanzawaensis NRRL Y-17324 is the source of this 234-nucleotide messenger RNA. RefSeq names its product ubiquinol--cytochrome-c reductase subunit 10. The transcript has a single exon. The record is from RefSeq and is a predicted model, not a curated record. Gene Ontology annotation, biological process: mitochondrial electron transport, ubiquinol to cytochrome c. NCBI's taxonomy places the organism in Eukaryota, Fungi, Ascomycota, Pichiomycetes, Serinales, Debaryomycetaceae. The annotation marks the transcript as partial.